GAAAGUCGUAACUUGAUGCCUGCAUGUAUGUGUGAAAGUAUUGCAGUUUUGAAUGCUGGAGAAAUGUUCUACAGAGGCGCUUCCUGGAUGAACUGAGUCCAACGCAACAGAUGCUCACUUCUCGUGUUUAAGUCCUAAAAAUGUGUGACGGUGAAGCCUGCCUGACCCUUGGGAAAACCACGCAGAGCAACUCUGCCACUCUCUUCAGUGCCACUUGACCCCUAAGGCUGUCCUAGCGACUGGGUCCGCCUCUCCUCUUCCACGCAUCUGCAUUGGCUGUUGCGCAGGCCCGCUCCCCGAGAGGAGAACCGGCGGUUGGCUCAUGGCGGUGCCACUAAUCAGUGCUGACCUUCCCUUUUCCCGUCGCUGUCAAAGUUGAUCAUCGGGCGCUGCACUGCAAUGGAGAGAAGGGAAGAGGAGCAACAGCACCCGCCGCGAGGGAAGGAGAAGGAGGAGGAAGACGAAGGAGAAGGGGGGGAUUGAGAUUAGUUCCGUCCCGGCUGGUGGAAGCACAGAGGCGCUGCUGAUCUGCUCAGAUCUCUGAGAGCCGGGCUUGCUCGGUGUGUGCUAAGCAAAUACACUGAGCAGAAGAAAUGCUCCCGUUGCUGCGCUGCUGAGAGGACCUCUCUGGCUCCUGGACUGGUCUGGGAGAGACAGAAGCAGGCAGAGUAGGAGGCAGACAGACCCCGGAGUGAGUGGAUGCCCCCCUCGCUGCUUCUGAUCCUGCAAAGCUGGUGGGGGGGACUGAGAAGCUGUUCUCUCCCCUCCCUCAUUCCUCCUCGCCGCAGACGCCCUCCGAUCCUAAGAGCCUUCAUUGCUCUCUUUCCCGUUCAGUUCUCAACGGCCACCCACCCACCCCUCACAGCCUCUUCCCGGUCCUCACACCAUGACCAUCUCGGUUUUCACCUUAUAAAGAUGGCGGUGUGGGAUCACUGCAACCUUUAGACUCAUGACUGUCAGAAAUAUCGCCUCCAUUUGUAAUAUGGUUCUGCAAGAGCAGUUCCAUGCAGUCGCCAUCUUCCCUCCAUGUGGUGACCCAGCAUGCCCUUUGCUGGUGAUGUCACAUCCACCAUUCAUCAGCACUGGAGAAUGGAGCCUGCCUAUAGGGGCACCAAUGCCUCUGCUCUGGAAAAAGACAUUGGACCAGAGCAAUUUCCAAUCAAUGAACACUACUUUGGACUGGUCAAUUUUGGGAACACGUGCUAUUGUAACUCGGUCUUGCAGGCCCUGUACUUUUGUCGGCCAUUUCGGGAGAAUGUGUUGGCAUACAAGGCCCAGCAGAAAAAGAAAGAAAACCUCCUGACUUGCCUGGCAGACCUUUUCCAUAGUAUUGCUACACAAAAGAAGAAAGUUGGGGUGAUUCCACCCAAGAAAUUCAUCUCCAGGUUACGAAAGGAGAAUGAUUUGUUCGACAACUACAUGCAGCAGGAUGCCCAUGAAUUUUUAAACUACUUGUUGAACACUGUAGCUGACAUUCUACAGGAGGAGAAGAAGCAAGAAAAGCAAAAUGGCAAACUAAAAAAUGGCAAUAUGAAUGAAGCAGAGGAGAACAAUAAACAAGAACUCACUUGGGUGCACGAGAUUUUUCAGGGAACACUGACAAAUGAAACAAGAUGUUUGAACUGUGAAACGGUUAGUAGCAAAGAUGAAGAUUUUCUGGAUCUCUCUGUUGAUGUAGAACAGAAUACAUCUAUUACUCAUUGCUUAAGAGACUUCAGCAACACAGAAACACUAUGUAGUGAACAGAAGUACUACUGUGAGACUUGCUGCAGCAAACAGGAGGCACAAAAACGGAUGAGAGUAAAAAAGCUGCCCAUGAUUCUUGCAUUACACUUGAAGAGGUUUAAGUACAUGGAGCAGUUACAUCGGUACACCAAACUGUCUUACCGUGUGGUAUUUCCUCUGGAGCUCCGUCUCUUUAACACAUCUGGGGAUGCUAUCAACUUGGAUCGCAUGUAUGACUUGGUAGCUGUAGUUGUUCACUGUGGCAGUGGACCUAAUCGGGGACAUUAUAUCACCAUUGUGAAAAGUCAUGGAUUUUGGCUUUUGUUCGAUGAUGAUAUUGUCGAGAAAAUUGAUGCACAAGCUAUUGAAGAAUUCUAUGGUCUGACUUCAGAUAUAUCAAAAAAUUCAGAAUCUGGAUAUAUUUUAUUUUAUCAGUCUAGAGAAUGACUGUGAAGACUGUGACUUUUUCACUCAAGAGGAGAAACUGACCAACACUGUUAAAUGACUUUUCUGUAGACCCAUCCAAUAUGGUCUAGCAGAGAUAAGCCUGUGUCUAAAUCGUUGAGAGAAAAUCUCCAUCUUUGACUGGAAGAUCUCCCCCCCGCCCGCCGCCUCCUCCUCUCAUUAGACAGACUGUUAUUAACUGCAACAAGAAUACAUUUGAAUGACCUCAUGUUCGUUUGCUGAAUGCUGAGGUAUAAUGUUACACAGCUGUGUGCAUCAUCAUUAAGGACCAUUUGUUCACUUUUAAAAGAACCAUUCCUUCAGAACAGAGGAUUUCCAAUGAUGAUCCAUGGAACCCUGUGAUUCCUUAGAACUUAGUAGGGGCUCCUCAAUGAGAAGAUCAGGAGUAAUAGUGGACAACCAUCCUUUAGAGAGAGCUUACCCACAACUACUAAUCUUCCCCUGUAAUGUACAGCCACAAGAGAGUAUUGGAUGUGUUCUGCGGUACACUCCUAAUACACAGGGGGCUACAGCAAGCCCCAGCACUCCAUAUGAAAUCAGCAUGCACUCUAGAACCUGUCACAGAAUCUUCUGCUGUUGCAGGAGUGCUGUGACAAAUCAUAAGGGUUUCUAGGCAGACCAGUUGAUCUGCAAAGGGUUCCUUGAAGGCAGACAGUUUGAAAGCCAUGACUGUUAAUGCAUACUGAAAUGUAACUCAUAUUUGUGGUAAGUGGAAAGAAAAAAUAUAUUUCAUAACUUCUGGAACUGGGAUUGAAUUGUGGAUUAUGUCACAUGGUAUUCUUCAGACAAAAAGCUAUUCUCUCCUGAUCCUUUUAAGCUUUGGGUUAUUAAAAACAACAAAUCGGCAACCUCAAGUCACAAAUGCACUCAAGGAGAUUUCAGUCCCAUUGGAACCAAAUAGUACAAUAUGUCGUCUUCCUGUUUAUCGUGGGACAGCACACAUGAGCCAAACUGGUCCUUCCAGUUCCCACACUAUAAAAUGCUUUAGGGGAUUUGCACUGAAGAGAAGAGGAGGUUGUUCCUCCACAUUACUGUAUAAUGAGUGAUCGUAUCUUUUUAACCCAAAGAAAUACCACAACCCUUUGUUCCUGCUUCCCUGGGUUUGCACAUGUCCCAGUAUCAUGCAUGCAAGCAACUAUUUGUGCAUCAGUUGUGCAAUCCAGUUAAGCAAUAGUGGCCAUGAUCCUAAGCUCCACAGCACUCCAGCACACACUAGAGCUCCAUGUGAGGGAUCUCUGAGCUUCUUGGUGUCACAGAAAGCAUCAAGUGCAAAACUGAGAUUCUGCAUGGACAUCAGAGCUGCUGGCUGACAUGCUGUGCGGCAUAUCACAAGCAGCUCUGCACCACCUGCUCUGCUGCUGGUGUCUGAAACAACACAAAAACACUGCUGUGCAACAGCAUUCUAAUUGUAAUUGUAAACCGCCAUUUUGGAAGGGCGGUAUAAAAAUCAAAUAAAUAAAAUUAUUGCGCUAAUAUGCAAAAUUGUACAAUCAUUAUUAUGUGAUAUAGCCAUUGGUGCUCGAAUAGUUUUUGACACCUGCAACAGCGCAGGUGGUGCAGAACCACAUAUGCUGUUUAGAAUGUCAGCCACUGGAUCUAAAUGAAUAUCUGCCAUGGUGUUCGAUCCUGCAGAGGACCAGACUUGACAGGUCGCACUGACUGUGUUGAGAGUUAAAUGGAAUGGCAUCAUCCAGGCUAAGGCAACGUUUCAUAUUGUUCUAUAAUAUUUUUACACACGCACAUACAGAGUUCCUGGGUUCCAUCCUUUGGUCACAAUGUAGCAUGACCAAGAAAUCAACCCAGAAAUUAAUGGGGGCCUCCUAGGCCAAGCUGAGGAGGUUCCCAUUAAUUUCUAUGGGACUAAUUAAAUGAGCUGUAAUUGGCAAGUUAGUUGGGGAAGGUGCAAAGCUUGCUGCUUCCAUGAAACAGUUCCCUAAGGAGAAGGCUUGCCACUCUCCUGUUGGAUCCCUUUACUUUCUGCUAUAAAAAUGAAUGGUUGCUAUUGACAUCCUUGGGGUGGGGGGAGCAGGCUUGAUUUGCAAUGGCUCCCAUUAAGCUUUAUGGGUGGGACAACAUGAAUUGACUUCCUCCCAAGACUGUUGGGAAGGCCAUAAAACCCUGCUCCCCCCACACCAAAAAUUGAAGUGAGUGACUGUGUAAUAUAAUUAAGAGAAUUUAGUCCUGCAGGGAUAAACUAUGAGCAGCAUCAACACUUAUGCAUAUUGACUAUCAUGAAUGUGUGUAUUAAGGCAAUCUGAAUGUCCUGAGGCGUUUCCCUGUUACUUACGAUAACUGCACUCUUGCUAAUAAGCGGCUGUCUACAUAAUAUUGCAUAAGUCACGUUGAAAUGUAUAUAAGAGAAGGGGACUGGUGUGCUCAGUUAUUGACUUUAUCGUUGCAGAGUUUAAACUGUCUUGACACUUAACAUUUGUAUGCCGUGGUGCUUGGGCUUCUAACAUCAGAUUUUGAUCCAAGUAAAAUAAAAAGUGAUGGGCAGGAUCCAGUAGGAUGCUCUCCUGUGCAAUCCCAUUGAAAUAAAGAGGAGCUGCGCAAGAGCUCUACUUCCUGCUGGAUCGUGUCCCAAAUCUCUGUGGAUCGGAGUGCAACGUCAAGUGAGGAAAUUCCAGAAGGGAUCAUAAUCUCACAGCAUUUGUUUCUAUUUUUUAAAAAAAAUUAUGCAUGUAUUUAUUAGAAAAUGGUCCCUUUUAGUACUCUUUGACGAGAGAUCUAAUUACUAGUUUGCUGCUAAGCUGCUUAUUUCAUCAGAUGUAUUUUUAAAGCACUGUUGAAUCUUGCAUCUUGUUUCCCUUCAGAGCGUGAAAAAUCUUCCUCAUGCGCAUGUAAUGAUCCUUUUUUUUUACAUGAUAGUGCUCUUACAGCAUUAGCUGUUGCUAGAACACCGUUCACUGUUCAUUUGAAACAAUAUGAGGCUGUUGUGUAACCUAAGGUGUGUGGCACUUUACUUGGGCGAGGAACAAAACCAGAUAUUGUUUAAUCUUCAAAGUUCCAUCAGUUAUCACUGUGGUGUUCUAGUGGGGUAGAAAAGAGACCUUUGCUAACAGAAAUACUAUAUUUGUUCAGCAGGGCUCUGGCUAUUCUGUAUAGACAAAUAUACACCUAUGCAUACACGGCAUACAAGAGCUGUGUAUAUUCCUUACAACUCAAAGUCCUGUAUAUGAUUUUUCUUUUAAACACAAGUUUCAGAACUUAUAGCCAUGGCCAUAUGGACUAAAUACAUGUUUUUGUUUUUAAAAGUCAAACCUGAGACGGAUGCUGCCUUCUCCAUAAGAUACCAAAUCACAGACUUGCCCACUAUUAUCAGAGAUGCACAGAAUACACACAGUCCUGAGUAUAACAUAUGAAAAGCCUUUCUGGAUCAGACCACAAGUCAUUUGGGCCAGUCUUUUGUUUCCAGCAGUGGCUGGGGGCCAAAUGCCUCUGGGAGCCUCACAAAGUGGGCUUGAAGGCAACAGUCCUUCCCUGGUAUUUGGCCCUAGCAAUCUACUAUUCAGAGAUUUACUGGCUCUGAACACAGAGGCUUUAUCAUGCUGAAUAGCUAUUGAUAGUCCUAUGCUCCAUGAAAUUGUUGGUUUUUAAAAUAUCUCUUUCGUGUGACUGUAUCUAGUUAGUGUAAUGCUUUCCCCCCUGAAUUCAAGAGAUGCAUCCGCUACAAAGAGAAAAGUCACUGACUCAAUAGCAUCAUCAGUGGUAUUAAAUAUCUGUUGACACAAACACAAAAGGUAUCUAUUGAACAGAAUGUGAUCAUGAAAACACUAGUAUUUUAUUAUCACAGACGUACUGUACCAGAAGUGAGUGCUGUGCUAGGGCAACUGAAUAGCUUUCACAGAGGUAACUAUAGACAUGGUCUGGGAAUGCAUCACACAGAUAUGCUGUGCACUCACCUCUGUGCUUAGUGCAAGAAUGCCAUGAGUUAUUUCCCACAAGCGCAAUAAUCAAAGUUCCCUAUAUGCAGAAUGGUUGGUGGUUAUCUGAGCAGACUAAUGCUAUAGAUUUACAAUGAACACAUACAUUAAUCUACAGUUUCCUUAUGAGGCCAGUUUCCUAAGCACAGCAAUGAAAUUUGAGUUUAUAUUUAAAAAGUCAGGUACAUGGGUUGUAUGAAUCUCCCAUUAAUUUCAAAGGGUCUUGCACAGGAGACUGUCUCAAAAGCUCCUUAACUUGAAGGACUGUUUCAAGAAUACAGAUGCCUCCUUUGAUUAUUCAUUACUCGAUGACUGGCAGCUGAAAGUGUGAAUGUGCUGAAAAGCAUUGUACUUGAUGUGAUGUUUGAUCUGUGAUGGCUCUUCCACACAUGCAAAUCAUCACAUGAAGGUGUCCUCAUCAGUGAUCAGCAAGACUGUGUGAACCAUCCCACAGGGAGGAUAUCAGUGAUGCACUUCUCAGAGGACAUAAACAUGAAAAUUUUUCCUUUGAGACUGGAAAAACACUAGCUUGCCCAGCCAAGCACUGAAAAGAAUAGGACGAGGUCUUUCCAUUAAAGCCCACUCAAAUCAACAGACACUGUACAAUUGAUUCCCAUGAGGUUGGGAGGUGAUCCUUUGUGAAUAAAGUCCUUUCUUUACUUCGCUACCUUGCACAGCAUUUUUCUGAGAUGUGGCCAUCACUUUUUUGGCAGGCUAGGCUAUUCUGGUUGUGGUAAAUAAAUGCACUUUCUAGUUCAGUGUUAAUCAAUGUAAUACAGAUGUUUUGUACAUUGCAAAGUUUGCUGCCAAACAUUUUUAGGAUAUAUGUUAAACCUUUUUUUUUUUUUUUAAAUAAAAUGGCUAGUAUUGAUGUAUAACUUGAAUGUUUGGAGCUGAUGUUUGUAUGAACAGAAUUUUUGCAUUACUGGUGAAUUUAAAAAAAAACACCCAACCAACUAGGGGUUAGGGCAUAUUUGGGUUUUACUUUAACUAUAAUAUUCUUUUUGUGGUAGGUAAUGAAGUCAAGAGAUUGAAUUCAUAUUUAAAUAUUAAAACAUACAAUUCAACAUG
Messenger RNA from Hemicordylus capensis (graceful crag lizard), 7184 nucleotides. It is a transcript of the gene USP46, whose product is annotated as ubiquitin specific peptidase 46. The coding region runs from base 1042 to 2172 and encodes 376 amino acids. The transcript has 10 exons. Gene Ontology annotation, molecular function: cysteine-type deubiquitinase activity; cysteine-type endopeptidase activity. The record is from RefSeq and is a predicted model, not a curated record. Gene Ontology annotation, biological process: protein deubiquitination. Gene Ontology annotation, cellular component: cytosol; nucleus. NCBI's taxonomy places the organism in Eukaryota, Metazoa, Chordata, Lepidosauria, Squamata, Cordylidae.